CCCCUGUAAGUAGUCUUGUGACGGAGCUCGACGCCGGCCACCUCACGCUGCUGACACAUCUCUGCUCGCUACUCAAUUCUUGACACCGCACUGACCAUGACGUUCGAGAAGGACAUCCACACGUUCUACGACGGCAAGCCGCAGCCCGCCUGGGGCGCCCAGAGCUGGGCGACGUUCGACAGCGUGGAUCCGGCGACGGGCACGCCACUCGCCAAGAUCUACACGACCUCCGAGAGCCAGCUGGAUGAGGCGGUGGAGAGCGCGGCGAAGGCUUUCCCCGCUUGGUCCGCGACGGCGCCGGUGGAGCGCGCGCGCAUCCUGCUGCGCGCAGCCGCGCUUUUGCGCGAGCGUAACGAUGCGAUUGCGAAGACUGAGACGCUCGACACAGGCAAGGCAUGGUCCGAGACGUCGACGGUCGACGUUGUGACGGGCGCCGAUGUGCUCGAGUACUACGCGCACUUUGUCGCCUCUGGCGGGUUGGACGGGAAGACGACAAUCUUGCGGCCAGGCCCAUCCGGGGCAUCGAUCCACACGAGUUACGACGCGGUCGGCGUGUGCGCCGGCAUCGGUGCGUGGAACUACCCCAUCCAGAUCGCGCUCUGGAAGAGCGCGGCGUGCCUCGCAGCGGGUAACUGCAUGGUGUACAAGCCGUCCGAGGUCACGCCGCUGCACGGGAACACGCUCGCGGCGAUCUACGUCGAGGCCGGGCUGCCGAAGGGCGUGUUCAAUGUCGUGUACGGCGCGGGGGACGUUGGCGCUGCGCUCGUCGCGCACCCCAAGAUCGCAAAGGUGUCGUUCACUGGCCAGGUCGCGACAGGAGCAAAGGUCGCCUCGGCCGCCGUCAAGGACAUGAAGAGUGUGACGAUGGAGCUGGGCGGCAAGUCGCCGCUUGUCAUCCUGCCGGACGCGGACGUCGAUGAGGCCGCCGAUAUCGCCAUGAUGGCCAACUUUUACAGCUCAGGGCAGGUGUGCACGAACGGCACGCGCGUUUUCGUUCCCGAUACGCUGCUGGACAAGGUCGAAGCUGCGAUCGUGCAGCGGUGCCGCGACGGCAUCCGCAUGGGGAUGCCAAUGGACGAGAAGACCAACUUCGGGCCGCUGGUCAGCAAGGCGCAGCAGGACAAGGUGAACGGCUACAUUGCGACGGGGCGAAAGGAGGCGCGCGUGCUGUACGACGGCGCGCGUGAGGCGCAGGCGACGCCGCCGAACCCCGGCGGGUUUUGGGUGCCCCCAGUCGUCUUCAGCGACUGUACCGACGACAUGACGAUUGUGCGCGACGAGAUCUUCGGGCCUGUGAUGGCCAUUCUGCCCUACUCAACAGCGGGGUCGCGCGACGAGUGGCUGGAAAAGCUGAUCGCGCGCGCGAACGACACCGCUAUGGGCCUCGCGGCGGGCGUGUGCGCCCGCGACAUCGGGCUCGCGCAGUACGUCAUCCGGCGCCUCGAAGCCGGCAUCACGUGGAUCAACACGUGGGGCGAGAGCCCCGCCGAGAUGCCCGUCGGCGGGUGGAAGAUGAGCGGCCUCGGCGUCGAGAACGGGCACGAGGGAAUCAUGGCGUAUACGCGAACGAAGAGCACGCUCGUGCAGCUCGGCACGGGCGCGUGUGCGAGCGUCUUUUCCAAGUUGUAGCUUUAGACGGGCGGGAUGAACAGCUAGACCUAG
Molecule: messenger RNA, 1662 nt
Organism: Cutaneotrichosporon oleaginosum
Lineage: Eukaryota; Fungi; Basidiomycota; Tremellomycetes; Trichosporonales; Trichosporonaceae
Molecular function (GO): aldehyde dehydrogenase (NAD+) activity
Source: RefSeq, a predicted model, not a curated record